GUCACACACAACAAGCAAAACCACUGUGCCGCCUAGCUUCCAUGUAAACCCCGCAAACGCUUCAAGGCAAGACGCAGUGGCAGGCGGUAGUUUGUCGUGCAAAAACAAUGGAAGUACAACUUGAACAACCAGACGAAGACCUCACAUUUAGUAAUACGGAUGCUAAUGGUAAGCGGCCAGCUGAGGACAUGGACGAGGAGCACGCCUUCAAACGCUCUCGCAACGCAGACGAGAUGUUGGAACUGCGUGUGCUGCUCCAGAGCAAAAAUGCCGGCGCCGUUAUCGGAAAGGGCGGCAAGAACAUAAAGGCCCUGCGCACCGACUACAAUGCCAGUGUAUCAGUCCCAGACAGCAGUGGCCCAGAGCGGAUCCUGAGUGUGAACGCCAACAUUGACACCAUUGGAGAGAUUCUACUGAAGAUUAUACCGACUUUAGAGGAGUACCAGCAUUACAGCGGCAUCGACUUUGACUGUGAGCUCCGCCUGCUGAUCCAUCAGAGCUUGGCCGGCGGCAUCAUCGGCGUGAAAGGUACCAAGAUUAAGGAGCUGCGCGAGAAUACGCAGACCACCAUCAAGCUGUUCCAGGAGUGCUGUCCACACUCAACUGACAGAGUUGUUUUAGUGGGAGGGAAACCAGAGCGAGUCAUUGAAUGUAUCAAAGUUAUCCUGGAAUUGGUGUCAGAGGCAACAAUCAAAGGCCGAGCGCAGCCCUACGACCCAAACUUCUACGACGAAACCUACGACUAUGGCGGGUUCACCGUGAUGUUUGAAGAGCGGGGCAGGCGGCCCAUGGCGGGCUUCCCCAUACGCGUACGAGGCGGCUUUGAACGCAUGCCACCCGUGCGCAGCAGCCGACCCCCGCCUCCCUCCAGACGGGAUUAUGACGACCUGAGCCCCCGCCGGGGUCCCCCACCGCCGCUGAGCAGAGGUCGUGUGGGCAGCAGAGCCCGGAACCUGCCUCUCCCCCCGCCGCCACCACGAGGAGGGGGCGAUCGGUUCUCACACGGGAGCUACCAUGAUGACAGACCAAGUGACAGAAGAAGCCGAGGAGGUGACCGCUACGACAGCAUGAGUGGAGGUGGUUAUGGCUCUUACAAGUGUGAAGAGAAAUUGAACCACUGGAAAACACUCAACCUUAACUCUCUUGUUGUGGCUUACUUUGGAGAAAGCAUCACCAAAACAACAACAGAAAACAACAAUUCCUGGGAUCACUUUCAUUCUGGUGGCCGAGGCUCAUACAGCGACAUUGGAGGUCCUGUCAUCACAACGCAGGUCACCAUUCCCAAAGAUCUUGCCGGCUCCAUCAUUGGCAAGGGCGGCCAACGAAUCAAGCAGAUCCGCCACGAGUCCGGGGCGUCCAUCAAGAUCGAUGAGCCUCUAGAAGGCUCGGAGGACCGCAUCAUUACCAUCAUAGGAACGCAAGACCAAAUCCAGAAUGCUCAAUACCUGCUGCAGAACAGUGUGAAGCAGUACUCUGGUCGGUUCUUCUAGGAAGGAGUAAAGCAGCGUGAAGCCAUGCCGUACGUACGUACCGUUCACUCCUUCAGUUCAGAGCCGACAUUCCUCUUCUGCGAAUGGAUCGCAGUCUCUCGUCACAGCUUCUACAGUAUUGAUAGCACUUCUGGAAAAUCAAGGAGCCUGUAACGUUUGAUUAUUUUUCAGGACGUUCUCAUUCGUGACACCAUUUGAAGUGAAAUCAUUUUUUGGUGUCGGCCUGUGUUGCAGUGCAGCAUGUAGAACGUAAGCCUUUUUUAUUUUUAUUUUUCCAGCUUCACACUCUCCAAAGGAUGUUGUUUGGUUUUCGGGGUGGUUAAGAACCAUUUAAAUAAAAACUAGAAAACAUUUUUCACUUAGUAACAUUUUCACAGUUGGAGAGAGUGUGUAUUUUAUGGUAAAAUGGGCUCCAUGCUGCUUUUUUUUUUUUUUUUUUUUUUACAUCUGCACAGUACAUUUGUCGCAAAUAUCGUGGUGGUCAGUUGGUUUAGCACAGAGACCGGAAACCGCUAGUUUAGCUUAUGUCAAUCGCAAAAGUAGUUGGACUGCGCAUCAAAACAACUUAUUAAAAUGGCUUGUUCACCAUCUCUUGGCUACAGCUAACAUUUUAACAUCAUUCUUUAAAAGACUGUUCUCCAAGUAUGACACUCUUUGCUUUAAUGUUCAAUGAAUGUGCCAGUUUGAUAUUUCAAGAGAUUUUUUAGAGAUGUUUUUCAUAGAGAAGCGAGAAAGCUGUACGUGUGUGUGUGUGUGUGUAUUUACAAAGACACCGUUUCAUCAAGUUUUUCUUGUCAUGGAAGGAGAUUUCAUCAAAAAAAAAAUGUUUGAUACUGUUCUUUUUGGUUUGUUUUUUAGUGAUCGUUCAUUGUAUUUCUGCAUUGGGUGUUUGUUAUUUUGACGACCUGUAACCAUUUUUAAAAUGUCCGUAUCUGUUUGAUAUCCUGCAGGUGUUGGCUAAAUAAACGGUUUUGCACCCAG
Messenger RNA from Dunckerocampus dactyliophorus (ringed pipefish), 2471 nucleotides. RefSeq names its product heterogeneous nuclear ribonucleoprotein K, like (gene hnrpkl). Gene Ontology annotation, biological process: regulation of transcription by RNA polymerase II; regulation of mRNA splicing, via spliceosome. Lineage: Eukaryota; Metazoa; Chordata; Actinopteri; Syngnathiformes; Syngnathidae. Gene Ontology annotation, molecular function: mRNA binding. The coding region runs from base 108 to 1490 and encodes 460 amino acids. The transcript is spliced from 17 exons. Gene Ontology annotation, cellular component: nucleus; cytoplasm. The record is from RefSeq and is a predicted model, not a curated record.